UUAUGAGAAACCCAUUUAGAAACAGUGAGGGAGUUAUAAAGGGCCCUCAUCUGCAUGUGAAGUAUAUAAGAGCUGAGAAGAUUUGAGCAAUCCUCCACAUCCUCAUAUUCACACAUACAGGGAGCACUAAAGACAACACAGAAGAAGAGUUUACCAUUGACAGGUACUUUUGAGGAAAGUAAAAUGAAGCUGAUGUUUGGACCUCCUCUUUUCCAUUUGCUCCUAUGCUGUGCAACCCAGACAUUAGGUGUCCGUAUUGAGUCUGCCCCAGCCUUCAACAGUGAGGGGGUUAUACAGACAGAGCUGGAGAAGACUGUGACUCUGCUUUGUCAGCCUGAGGGUGGACAUGAGACGGAAGAGGAGCUGAUGUGGUUGAGGAACGAUGCUGCAAUCAGUCUUAAGGAAGGAAACACCAAGGGUAGCAGCAAAGUGUGCGUUACGCCCGUCCUCUCUGAAGACAAUGGUGCUACUUUCACCUGUCGCCUAAGGGAAAACGCCACAGUCAGCGCCUCAAUCACCCUGGAUGUCACAUUCCCCCCUCAGCUCUCUGGUUCAGAAGAGGUCACAGUGGAGGAGGAGGAAGUUCUGGUCCUGCUCUGUGAUAUCCAUGCCAAUCCACAGGUCUCAUCUGUGUCCUGGAUGCUGAAUGGAAGUACAGUUGAUCUACUUGAAGGUGGCUUCACAAUAACCAAUGAUGGAUCUACAAGCCAGCUGUCCACUGGCAGAGUGGAUCGAAGCUUACAUCAAGGCACCUAUCAGUGCACAGCAAACUCUGCCAUGUAUGGCGAAUACACAAAAGUCUUCUCUGUCACAGCAACAGAAAGAACCAUUAAGUUCCCAAUGAUGCCCAUCAUAGCAGGAGUGGUGGUGGUGUUCCUCACUGCACUUCUUGCUGUUGCUUCACGAUGGAGAAAAAUUGCACAGUGCUGCAAGUAGGCCCUAUCCUAAACAACUGGUCAUCCACGCUUCUUCAAGUGAAAGGAGACAUGAAGACUUCACCUCUCUGUUAAUGUGCACAAUCCUGUAUUU
This is a messenger RNA of Notolabrus celidotus (New Zealand spotty), 1029 nucleotides long. RefSeq names its product transmembrane and immunoglobulin domain-containing protein 1-like. Bases 184 to 936 code for a protein of 250 amino acids. NCBI's taxonomy places the organism in Eukaryota, Metazoa, Chordata, Actinopteri, Labriformes, Labridae. The transcript has 6 exons. Gene Ontology annotation, cellular component: cell-cell junction. Gene Ontology annotation, biological process: cell-cell adhesion. Gene Ontology annotation, molecular function: cell adhesion molecule binding. The record is from RefSeq and is a predicted model, not a curated record.